AUGGCAGUCCCCCUCCAUACCUCUUCCCAUGGCAGUCCCCCUCCAUACCUCUUCCCAUGGCAGUCCCCCUCCAUACCUCUUCCCAUGGCAGUCCCCCUCCAUACCUCUUCCCAUGGCAGUCCCCCUCCAUACCUCUUCCCAUGGCAGUCCCCCUCCAUACCUCUUCCCAUGGCAGUCCCCCUCCAUACCCCUUCCCAUGGCAGUCCCCCUCCAUACCCCUUCCAAUGGCAGUCCCCCUCCAUACCUCUUCCCAUGGCAGUCCCCCUCCAUACCUCUUCCCAUGGCAGUCCCCCUCCAUACCCCUUCCAAUGGCAGUCCCCCUCCAUACCCCUUCCCAUGGCAGUCCCCCUCCAUACCUCUUCCCAUGGGAGUCCCCCUCCAUACCUCUUCCCAUGGCAGUCCCCCUCCAUACCCCUUCCCAUGGCUGUCUCCCUCCAUACCUCUUCCCAUGGCAGUCCCCCUCCAUACCUCUUCCCAUGGCAGUCCCCCUCCAUACCCCUUCCCAUGGCAGUCCCCCUCCAUACCCUUUCCCAUGGCAGUCCCCCUCCAUACCCCUUCCCAUGGCAGUCCCCCUCCAUACCCCUUCCCAUGGCAGUCCCCCUCCAUACCCCUUCCCAUGGCAGUCCCCCUCCAUACCACUUCCCAUGGCAGUCCCCCUCCAUACCCUUUCCCAUGGCAGUCCCCCUCCAUACCCUUUCCCAUGGCAGUCCCCCUCCAUACCCCUUCCCAUGGCAGUCCCCCUCCAUACCCCUUCCCAUGGCAGUCCCCCUCCAUACCCCUUCCCAUGGCAGUCCCCCUCCAUACCACUUCCCAUGGCAGUCCCCCUCCAUACCCCUUCCCAUGGCAGUCCCCCUCCAUACCACUUCCCAUGGCAGUCCCCCUCCAUACCUCUUCCCAUGGCAGUCCCCCUCCAUACCUCUUCCCAUGGCAGUCCCCCUCCAUACCUCUUCCCAUGGCAGUCCCCCUCCAUACCUCUUCCCAUGGCAGUCCCCCUCCAUACCCCUUCCCAUGGCAGUCCCCCUCCAUACCCCUUCCCAUGGCAGUCCCCCUCCAUACCCCUUCCCAUGGCAGUCCCCCUCCAUACCCCUUCCCAUGGCUGUCCCCCUCCAUACCUCUUCCCAUGGCAGUCCCCCUCCAUACCCCUUCCCAUGGCAGUCCCCCUCCAUACCCUUUCCCAUGGCAGUCCCCCUCCAUACCCCUUCCCAUGGCAGUCCCCCUCCAUACCCCUUCCCAUGGCAGUCCCCCUCCAUACCUCUUCCCAUGGCAGUCCCCCUCCAUACCCCUUCCCAUGGCAGUCCCCCUCCAUACCCCUUCCCAUGGCAGUCCCCCUCCAUACCUCUUCCCAUGGCAGUCCCCCUCCAUACCCCUUCCCAUGGCAGUCCCCCUCCAUACCCCUUCCCAUGGCAGUCCCCCUCCAUACCUCUUCCCAUGGCAGUCCCCCUCCAUACCUCUUCCCAUGGCAGUCCCCCUCCAUACCUCUUCCCAUGGCAGUCCCCCUCCAUACCUCUUCCCAUGGCAGUCCCCCUCCAUACCUCUUCCCAUGGCAGUCCCCCUCCAUACCCCUUCCCAUGGCAGUCCCCCUCCAUACCCCUUCCCAUGGCAGUCCCCCUCCAUACCCCUUCCCAUGGCAGUCCCCCUCCAUACCUCUUCCCAUGGCAGUCCCCCUCCAUACCUCUUCCCAUGGCAGUCCCCCUCCAUACCUCUUCCCAUGGCAGUCCCCCUCCAUACCCCUUCCCAUGGCAGUCCCCCUCCAUACCCCUUCCCAUGGCAGUCCCCCUCCAUACCCCUUCCCAUGGCAGUCCCCCUCCAUACCCCUUCCCAUGGCAGUCCCCCUCCAUACCUCUUCCCAUGGCAGUCCCUUAG
Messenger RNA from Salvelinus fontinalis (brook trout), 1863 nucleotides. RefSeq lists its product as uncharacterized. Lineage: Eukaryota; Metazoa; Chordata; Actinopteri; Salmoniformes; Salmonidae. The transcript has a single exon. The record is from RefSeq and is a predicted model, not a curated record. The coding region runs from base 1 to 1863 and encodes 620 amino acids.